Messenger RNA from Chlamydomonas reinhardtii, 1299 nucleotides. RefSeq lists its product as uncharacterized. The transcript is spliced from 3 exons. Lineage: Eukaryota; Viridiplantae; Chlorophyta; Chlorophyceae; Chlamydomonadales; Chlamydomonadaceae. The record is from RefSeq and is a predicted model, not a curated record. Bases 973 to 1167 code for a protein of 64 amino acids.
GGCAAACUUCAACCACACUUAUUGUGGCCCUCGCUCCCUGCAGCUUUGUCUCGCGUAGCUUGCCCUCUCGUCGCACUUCAGCUUUCUAGCGCGCCCAAUACAUGUCCAACCACACUCACGACAACCAUAUUAUGUGGCGUAAUAACGAGUCCAAGGUUGUCCACGCUUCGUUCCUGUCCAUGCUCGCCGACACCCGCUCCACGAUGAUCCUGAACAUCACCGAGUGCUCCAAAGACAACAAAGAAGCCCAACUGCAAAAACAAGGGAAACACGAGCGCCGACUAUGAUGCUCUUCAGUCGCUAAGUGACCAUCGAGCCUGCGCUGAACGUAGGCUGAUAGACGUCUGGAAGGGCGAGGCGCGCCGACACGGGCAGCGCCCCCACCAGAUCGCGCGCUGGAUCCGGCGCAAGGCGGGGCCCAACAUCUGCGUUUGGCGCCGCCUGCAGGACGGGAGCCUGGGCUGCAGCGUUCCGUGUGUGUGCUGCCGCGUGCUGCUGAGCUCGCUUGACCUGCGAGUGAGCUGUGUGCGCGAGGACGGCGAGUGGUGGGAAGGCAAGCUCGACGACCCAGCAGCACCUCGGAGCAAGCCCACCACGGGGCAGAGGCACAAGCAUAAGUUUGUGUCGCGGCCGAAGGAGGCAGAGGAGGAGGCCGACAGGCCGCAGCCGCAGGGUCGGGCGCGGCAGGAGCCGCAGCGGGAGCGGCGGGAGCAGCAGCGAUAGCGGGCGGAGCAGUGACUGCACCAGUGUUAGUGCUGCAGCUUGCCAGCUGGCUUCAUUGAGAUCAGGUCCCAACCCUGCUUUUGGAGAUUCCUUUUGUGUGCGCUCAGCGUGUGUGUUUGUGUGCACGCUUCGUCUGUGAAGUCAGGUUCAGCAGCUGCAUGGCCGCCGGCGCUAUAAUUGUUUCGCCUGACGCCUAUCGGGGUGUGGACGCAUGGACUAUGUGUGCAUCGUGUGGUCGAGUAACAGGACAUGGAGACAUGCAUGAUGCGGGUUCUCGUGGCUGUGCGAAUUGGACAUGGGAGCCCAUGUGUACAACUUGGAGAUGCAACAGGCGAGAAUCCAUGGCAACGGUGCUGGCAUUUUUGCGAUACUGGCGGAGCAGCAGGCGGCUUUCCGUUGUCGGUGCCGCGCUUUAUGGCUUCAGGAGACGCAAGUUAUGGCUAAUGUUGGCUGGUAAGCUUGAGGUCGAUGUCGAGGAGCAAGGCGUAGAACCAGGCCGAAUAGGCGGCAGGGAGAAGCGACAGGGAGAAAUGCGUGUGUGCCCAGUUUGUGCUCAACUAGCCAUGAAUGGUGCAA